Messenger RNA from Tachysurus fulvidraco (yellow catfish), 1009 nucleotides. RefSeq names its product progranulin-like. The transcript is spliced from 5 exons. The record is from RefSeq and is a predicted model, not a curated record. Gene Ontology annotation, cellular component: extracellular region. Bases 154 to 798 code for a protein of 214 amino acids. Lineage: Eukaryota; Metazoa; Chordata; Actinopteri; Siluriformes; Bagridae.
ACACCAUCUCUCCAAACAACAUUGACAAGAGGAAUAUAAAAGGGUCAGUUCCUUUUUAACAAAGUUCACAUCUGACUAAUGAACGUGUUUGCAGGUCAAUAAAGUCAUUCUAGAAGCUGGGACUGAACAUACUAAAAAAACUGCAAAAUCAAGAUGAUUGCUGUGUUAGUGUUGCUUAUGGUGGGGCUGGUUUCUACCAAUAUUGUCUGUCCGGACGGGACAGAAUGUCAAGACAAAAAUACCUGCUGCCAAAUUAAAAUGGGAUAUGCAUGCUGCCAAUAUCCAAAUGCUGUGUGUUGUCCUGACAAGACCCACUGCUGUCCACAAGGCUACCAAUGUGACUUACAGUCCCAGUUGUGUGUAAACAAGGGGCUUCCAUGGUAUAAAAUCCCUCAUUCUCAUCAGAUAUCCACAGAGGGGGAAAAGAAAAUAGCUCCUGUAACCCCAGUGAACUCUGACAAUCCUUCUGUCGCUGUGGUUUACUGUGACAAUGUCCACACCUGCCCUGAUGGUACUACGUGCUGCAGAACACCUUAUGGACAGUGGUCAUGCUGCCUAUACAGUUUGGGUCAGUGCUGCUUUGAUGGCAUCCACUGCUGUCCCUUUGGUUAUCACUGUGACAGCACAUCCACCCAGUGUUUAAGAGGAGCACUGAGAUUUCCUGCUUCCCAACAGAUUGCUGCCAUGCAGAGCAUCACCAUUCAGGAUUCAUGCUGUCAGAGCGAGACAGGCUGCUGUCCCAUCGGCUUUCAGUGUGAUGAAGAGAGCAAAACCUGCAUGAGUGACAUUGGUCUUUGAGCAGAAGGUUAUUCAUUGGAAAAGGCAAUAAAACGUCCACAAAUGUAUUUGAUCAACAACUUUCUUCAGGUCCAUGAUUAGAUUUUUGUAAAGCCACAAUCAACAGUUACACAGCACAUUAAUAAUUUUUGAUUUUGAAGAAAUAAGAAAUGUUACAAAUAUAAACAGAUCAAUCCCCAACCCUAUUAAAAAAUCAUUUAAAUCCAAAAAA